Messenger RNA from Contarinia nasturtii (swede midge), 678 nucleotides. RefSeq names its product phenoloxidase 2-like. The annotation marks the transcript as partial. NCBI's taxonomy places the organism in Eukaryota, Metazoa, Arthropoda, Insecta, Diptera, Cecidomyiidae. The record is from RefSeq and is a predicted model, not a curated record. The transcript has a single exon.
CUAGUGAUUUAAAGAAGUGUUAGCUGGAACUAACAAUUUCAAAAUUGUAUCAAAAUUUAUGUUAAUUUUGUUUUUAAUUUAAUCAAACUACAAUUCAAAGUUUUCCUCUGAAUCGACAUGGCAAACAAAAAUAACUUACUUUUGUUGUUCGACCGUCCUAAUGAACCAGUGUUCAUGGAAAAAGGCGACCUCAAUUCCCGAUUUGAGGUACCAAGUAGCCUUUUGAGCGAUCGUUACAAGGGAAAUCCAGAGAUUCAAGAACGUUUCGGUGAAAAUAGUGGUGAACGUAUUCCAGUCCGUGCAAAUAUUGCCAUUCCAAAUCUGAAGGUUCCAAUGUCAUUGGAUCGAAAAGAGCAAUUUUCGUUGUUCAUUCCGCGUCAUCGAAGCAUCGCUGCGCAUCUCAUUAAUAUUUUCAUGGGUUUGAGAAGCAUCGAUGACUUACAAACUGUGGCUGUCUAUGCCAGAGAUCGUGUAAAUCCCAUUUUAUUCAACUAUGCAUUGUCCGUUGCUUUGCUCCAUCGUCCAGAUACAAAAGAUCUGAACUUACCGUUGUUUGUUGAAACAUUUCCCGAAAAAUAUGUCGAUUCAAAAGUGUUCCGUGAAAUUCGUGAAGAAGCUAGUGUUGUACCAGAAGGCCAACGUAUGCCAAUCACUGUACCCAAAGAUUAUACUGCAUCC